AAGCGGAAACCUACAUAGAUCUUCCGCUGUCUCCCCGAACUGAGCUAGCGCUGAACAGUGACCUUCUCCGAGUGGUCCAGUGCACUUACAUUCUAGAGAUGGCAGGUGGUGCAUUCGCUGGCUGGUGGACUAAGGUGGCCCCCUACUACACCAAAGCAUACCAGGAGAUGUGGGUUGGUGUAGGAAUCAUGACUUUCAUGUACUACAAACUAUCAUAUGGAGGAAAGAAGAAAGCAGUGCAGUCAAAGCCUGCCCACUGAUUGGACCCCCGGAGUGUCAUUCCCCAUGUCCUCUCUGUAAAUCUUCCCCUGACGAACUUCACCUGGAUAUCUGUAUUUUGUUUUAUGUGAGCAAUAAACUGAUUGAUUUGGAUCACACUAUGGAAAA
This is a messenger RNA of Sinocyclocheilus anshuiensis, 387 nucleotides long. It is a transcript of the gene atp5mj, whose product is annotated as ATP synthase membrane subunit j. The transcript is spliced from 4 exons. The record is from RefSeq and is a predicted model, not a curated record. Gene Ontology annotation, cellular component: mitochondrion. The coding region runs from base 99 to 260 and encodes 53 amino acids. Lineage: Eukaryota; Metazoa; Chordata; Actinopteri; Cypriniformes; Cyprinidae.